CGCACCGACGGCGACGUCGGGGUUUGUGUGCGCGAGCGGCCGCCGAUAAAGGUUGGGUGCCUCGCGCCGGGGGCCGUUGGGAGGGCGCGCGCCCCCGCCCCCCUCCCCGGCCCCCACUCCUGCACAGCCGCCGCCGGGGCUCCGCCUUCCCGUCGGCCCCCGCGGGAGGUCUCUGGGUCUCCGCUCGUUCCCCGGGUCCGGACCGCAGGUGUGAUGGUCGGCUCCCACGCUGACAUGGCGCCGGCCUCCACCGCCGAGGGCACCGGGGAGAAGCCGGGCCCCGCCGCCCCGGCCGCGGCCGCCCAGUACGAGUGUGGGGAGUGCGGCAAGUCCUUCCGCUGGUCCUCGCGGCUCCUGCACCACCAGCGCACGCACACGGGCGAGCGGCCCUACAAGUGCCCCGACUGCCCCAAGGCCUUCAAGGGCUCGUCAGCCCUGCUCUACCACCAGCGGGGCCACACGGGCGAGCGGCCCUACCAGUGCCCCGACUGCCCCAAGGCCUUCAAGCGCUCGUCGCUGCUGCAGAUCCACCGCAGCGUGCACACGGGCCUGCGCGCCUUCACCUGCGGCCAGUGCGGCCUGGCCUUCAAGUGGUCGUCGCACUACCAGUACCACCUGCGCCAGCACACGGGCGAGCGGCCCUACCCGUGCCCCGACUGCCCCAAGGCCUUCAAGAACUCGUCCAGCCUGCGGCGCCACCGCCACGUGCACACGGGCGAGCGGCCCUACUCCUGCGGCGUCUGCGGCAAGAGCUUCACCCAGAGCACCAACCUGCGGCAGCACCAGCGCGUGCACACGGGCGAGCGGCCCUUCCGCUGCCCGCUGUGCCCCAAGACCUUCACGCACUCCUCCAACCUGCAGCUGCACCAGCGCACCCACGGGGCCGCCCCCGCCGCCGCGCCCGCGCCCCCACCGGCCAAGGUCUUCCCGGACGCCUACCUGCAGCCGCCCCUGCAGGCGCCCAGCCCGCCCGCGCCCCCGCCGCCCGCGCCCCCGCCCGUGGUGCCCGAGCUCUUCCUGGCCGCGGCCGAAACCACGGUGGAGCUGGUGUACCGCUGCGACGGCUGCGAGCUGGGCUUCGGCAGCGAGGACCUGCUGCUGGAGCACCAGCCCUGCCCGGGGCCCGAUGCGGCGCCCGCGCCCCCCGACGCACCCCCAGAGACGCCCAAGGCGGUCCCAUCGGCCGCAGCCCCGCAACCGCAGCCCCCUCCCGCUGCCGCCGCCCCCAGCUUCGCCUGCCUGCCCUGUGGGAAGUCCUUCCGGACCGUGGCCGGGCUCUCCCGCCACCAGCACAGCCACGGGGCGGCGGGCGGGCAAGCGUUCCGCUGCGGCAGCUGCGACGGCGCCUUCCCGCAGCUGGCCAGCCUCCUGGCGCACCAGCAGUGCCACGUGGAGGAGGCGGCGGCGGGGCGCCCGCCCCCCCAGGCCGAGGCCGCCGAGGUCACCUGCCCGCAGGAGCCGCUGGCCCCUGCCGCGCCCGCCCCGCAGCCCCCCGCCCCGGCGCCGGCGCCCGCGUCCGCCUCCGCGUCCACCGAGCGGCCCUACAAGUGUGCCGAGUGCGGCAAGGCCUUCAAGGGCUCCUCGGGGCUGCGCUACCACCUCCGGGACCACACGGGCGAGCGGCCCUACCAGUGUGGCGAGUGCGGCAAGGCCUUCAAGCGCUCCUCGCUGCUGGCCAUCCACCAGCGCGUGCACACGGGCCUGCGCGCCUUCACCUGCGGCCAGUGCGGCCUCACCUUCAAGUGGUCCUCGCACUACCAGUACCACCUGCGGCUGCACACGGGGGAGCGGCCGUACGCGUGCGGGGAGUGCGGCAAGGCCUUCCGCAACACCUCGUGCCUGCGGCGCCACCGCCACGUGCACACGGGCGAGCGGCCACACUCCUGCGGCGUCUGCGGCAAGAGCUUCGCGCAGACCUCCAACCUGCGGCAGCACCAGCGCGUGCACACGGGCGAGCGGCCCUUCCGCUGCCCGCUGUGCCCCAAGACCUUCACGCACUCCUCCAACCUGCUGCUGCACCAGCGCACCCACUCGGCCGAGCGCCCCUUCUCCUGCCCCAUCUGCAGCCGCAGCUUCGUCAUGGCCGCCUACCUGCAGCGGCACCUGAGGACGCACGCCCCGGCCACCCCUGCCGCCCCCGCCGCCGGCCCCCCAGCCCCUGCCCCUCUGGCUGCCGCUCCAGCCCCACCGGCCACCCAAGAUGUCCACGUGCUCCCCCACCUCCAGGCCACACUCUCCCUAGAGGUGGCAGGGGGCCCGGGGCAGGCCCCGACCCUGGGCCCAGCAGCCCCCAACUCCCAGACGUUCCUCCUGGUGCAGACCGCCCAGGGCCUGCAGCUCAUCCCCAGCAGCGUGCAGCCCCCCACGCCCCCGCCCCCACCCCCACCCCCCAAGCUCAUUCUGUUGCCCUCCUCCAGUACGGGGGCUGGGGGUGGCCAGGCACGGCAGGGCCUGCGGGCAGUGGGCAAGGCCGGGCAGGGGCCUGGAGUAGUCUGGCUGCCCGGCCCUGGGGGGCUGGGGGUGCAGGGAGGGGGCAACGUGGGGGCUAACGGGGCAGGGCAGAGCCUCCUCAUCCUGCAGAACGUGGGCGGUGGGGAGGGCGGGCCGCCGGAAGUGAGUGGGGUCCAGCUCCAGCCCCUGCGGCCAGCCCCGGAAGUGACCACCGUCCAGCUCCAGCCGGCCCCGGAAGUCACCACUGUCCAGCUCCAGCCGGCCCAGGAGGUGACCACGGUGCAGCUCCAGCCGGCCCAGGAGGUGACCACGGUGCAGCUCCAGCCGGCCCAGGAGGUGACCACGGUGCAGCUCCAGCCGGCACAGGAGGUGACCACGGUGCAGCUGCAGCCAGUGGCGGGCCAGCUGCCUAAUCCCAGUGGUGGAGCCGUGACCACGGAGGCCCCCAACCUGCUGGUGGUCCAGAGUGGGGCAGCCGAGGACUUGCUGGCGGGCCCGGGGCCCGGGGACCCGGGUGAGGGCGAGGCCGCGGCGGGUGUGGUGCAGGACGUGCUCUUUGAGACGCUGCAGACUGACGAGGGCUUGCAGAGCGUCCUGGUGCUGAGCGGGGCGGACGGCGAGCAGACCCAGCUGUGUGUGCAGGAGGUGGAGACCCUCCCCUCGGGGCUGGCCGAGCCGCCGGCUCCCGGGCCUCCGGGCCAGAAACUGCUCAUCAUCCGCAGCGCCCCGGCCGCGGAGCUGCUGGAGAACAGCGGCGUGGGGGGCGGGGCGACCACGCUGCAGCUGCUGGCCCCGCCGCCCAGCCCGGCCUCGGCCCCCGCCGGCAUGCCCGCGGCUCCCGCCUCCCAGAUGCUACAGGUGGUCCCCUCGGGAGCCGCGCCGGGGGGCAUGGCCGCGCAGGGCCUACCCUCCAUCCAGAUCGUCCAGACUCUGCCCGCGGUCCAGCUGGUGCACACAUUUUAAGUAGAACCACUGGCCCUCUUCCCGCCUCUCACACCGACCCGUCACGCUGCCUGGGCUGGGCCGGGGCAGGAGAGCCGCGGCCGGGCUUGCUAAUAAAGACCAGCGUCUCCUCGCC
Molecule: messenger RNA, 3529 nt
Organism: Myotis myotis
Lineage: Eukaryota; Metazoa; Chordata; Mammalia; Chiroptera; Vespertilionidae
Gene: ZNF628
Product: zinc finger protein 628
Exons: 2
Biological process (GO): regulation of transcription by RNA polymerase II
Molecular function (GO): RNA polymerase II cis-regulatory region sequence-specific DNA binding; DNA-binding transcription factor activity
Source: RefSeq, a predicted model, not a curated record